This is a messenger RNA of Cannabis sativa, 1853 nucleotides long. Its product is annotated as F-box/kelch-repeat protein At3g23880-like. The record is from RefSeq and is a predicted model, not a curated record. Gene Ontology annotation, molecular function: protein binding. NCBI's taxonomy places the organism in Eukaryota, Viridiplantae, Streptophyta, Magnoliopsida, Rosales, Cannabaceae. The transcript has a single exon. Bases 1 to 1254 code for a protein of 417 amino acids.
AUGAACACCCCUACUCCCAACACAUUAGCAAAAAAAAAAAAAAACCUAAUCUCUUUGACUCUCUUAACUAAAUCUCUUUCAAUUUCUCAGUCUCCCAUGGCUAAUCCUGAAGAAGGAGUUCAAUUGCCCUUCGACGGCAUCCCUUGUGAUUUUCUUGGGGACAUUCUCUCAAGACUCGAUGUCAAAUCUCUAAAACGCUGCGAGUGUGUCUCUAAAUCUUGGCUCUCUCUGCUACGGACCCCAUAUUUCAUCAAUCUCCAUUUCAAGCGACAACAACCUUGUGCAGUUUUCCUCCAGAAAAAGGUUAGAAGAUUCGAUCACCAUUUAUCCAUUUGUAAUGGGGAGACUUUAGUUGAGAUUUCUUUACACAAAUUUCCUUUUUCUGAGAUGGAUCAACCACCGUUGUUAUUUUUUAUGGGUAGCGAUUAUGGUGUGUUAGGUUUUUAUGACUUAAUGGAUAAAGUUGUUUAUUUAUGGAACCCAACUAUUAAUGAGUCUAGACAACUGCCUCAGUUGGGACAUAAUUGUUCUGAAUUUGGGUUAGGCUAUGAUCCCUUGACCAAUGAUAUCAAAGUGGUAAAGUUCUCAUCUCUUGAUGGGAGUGGUGUUGUUAGCACUUGUAAUAAGUUUAAAGAGGGUAACCAGAUUGGGAUUUAUAGUUUGAGAAGCAAUUCAUGGAAAACAAUGAAAAUGCCUAACAUAUUUUCAAAACUUGAAUCUUCUUCUACUUCUAAUAUAAUUGUUUAUCCACUUAUGGGUUGCUCCAUUGUUGUUAAUGAGUGUAUUCAUUGGAUGAUUGGCCUUGGCAAUAAAACUGAUUGUGACCAAUCAUCUUCAGGGAUAGUUGCUUUUGAUAUAAGUAUGGAGAAAUUUAAUCUCAUAAACUCACCUCAAAUUGUAAAAGGGAGUAAUGUCAAGAAGUUAGCUAACUUUUCUGGGUGGCUUUCAUUUUUCACUUUGAAUGAAGUCCAUGUAGUUGACAUUUGGGUUAUGAAGAAAUAUGGUGACUCGGACUCUUGGUUCAAACAUUUGUCUGUCAAUUUACACAGUCUUCUUCCAAAUAGAUUUAGUUCCCAUUCUAGGUGUAUUCCAAAAGAUCUCUUGAGCAAUGGGAACCUUUUGAUUUCUUGCACUGGCUCUGAUGAUUGGUAUUCGUAUGAUACCAGGAAUAAGAGGCUUGAAAAUAUGGGUGAAAGAAUUGGUGUUAGGGGACUCACUACAUAUGUUGAGAGUACUUUUAAGUUAAAUGGUUAAGAAUUCUGUAUUGACAGACAUGUGGUUCUUGGAUGGUGUGCAUCUCUCCUGUGUGUGAUAAUACUUUUAAAUUGUGAAUACAUUGCUUGUGGUGUAUGUGAUUAUAUUUAUAAUUAUACAAUAUGUAUGUAUAUGUAUUUAGAAACUUGAGAGUUUCAUGCUGCUCUACUUGGUCUUGGUCCUUCUCAAAUUUGUGAUGUUUGCUGCAAAUUCUUCAAUGAGUUACAAUUCUUUGACUAUUGACUGGUUUAUAAUUGAUGACACUUGCUGGUUGCUGGUGCAUCUUUGGACGGCUGUUUCUGGUCCUUUUGGUUCGUUUGGAUUGCUCUGUUGUUUUUAAAGUGGGGAGGGAUUAAUUGGAUGGUAUGCUUUGGAAUUACAAAUGAUUAUUUCCAAUUCUGUUUAGGGGCAGUAGCUUUUGAUACAAGUAGGAGAAAUUUAAACUUAUAAAUGUUCCUCAAAUUACAGAAGGAUGUUAUCUCGGGAAGCUAUCUAUGCUUUCUGGGUGGUGUCUUUGUUUUUCCAUUAAUGAUGUAUACCAAAGAUCAGUUGAAAUUUGGGUUAUGAAGAAUUACGGUGACUCAGAUUCUUGGUUCAAA